Molecule: messenger RNA, 1467 nt
Organism: Striga hermonthica
Lineage: Eukaryota; Viridiplantae; Streptophyta; Magnoliopsida; Lamiales; Orobanchaceae
Source: the annotation of a GenBank genome assembly
AUGGCGAAUUCAACUGUCAGGGCCUACCAGGAGCGCCUGCCGGCGGUCCCCGAAUGGUUGAAUAAGGGCGACAACGCGUGGCAGAUGACGGCGGCGACGCUCGUCGGCCUCCAGUCCAUGCCUGGCCUCGUCAUCCUCUACGCCAGCAUCGUCAAGAAGAAGUGGGCCGUCAACUCCGCCUUCAUGGCGCUCUACGCCUUCGCCGCGGUCCUCAUCUGCUGGGUCCUCGUCGGCUACCGCAUCGCCUUCGGCGACGAGCUCCUCCCUUUCUGGGGCGAAGGCGCCCUUGCCCUCGAGCAAAAGUACCUGACGAGGCGCGCCGCCGUGCCGGAGAGCACGCACUUCUACUCGAACGGGACGGUGGAGACGCGGAUGAACCAGCCGUACUUCCCGAUGGCGACGCUGGUGUAUUUCCAGUACACGUUCGCGGCGAUCACGACAAUCCUGCUGGCCGGAUCGGUGCUGGGGAGGAUGAACAUCAAGGCGUGGAUGGCGUUUGUGCCGCUGUGGCUGAUCUUCUGCUACACGGUCGGCGCGUACAGCCUUUGGGGCGGCGGGUUUUUGUACCACUGGGGUGUCAUCGAUUAUUCCGGCGGCUACGUCAUUCACCUUUCGUCGGGGAUUUCUGGAUUCACGGCUGCGUAUUGGGUUGGGCCGAGGUUAAAAGCUGACCGGGAAAGAUAUGUUCCGAACAAUAUACUGCUGAUGCUUGCCGGGGCCGGGCUGCUGUGGAUGGGCUGGUCGGGCUUCAAUGGCGGGGCACCUUAUGCUGCAAACAUAGUUUCUUCCAUAGCCAUCCUAAACACAAACAUAUCGGCAGCAACAAGCCUUCUUGUGUGGACAUCGCUCGAUGUUUUCUACUUCGGGAAACCUUCGGUUAUAGGGGCCGUUCAAGGGAUGAUAACCGGGCUCGCCUGCAUCACACCUGGUGCAGGUGUGGUGCAAUCGUGGGCGGCUAUAGUUUACGGCGUGCUUUCUGGGAGCAUUCCAUGGUACUCGAUGAUGAUUCUUCACAAAAAGUCAACUUUGUUACAGAAGGUCGACGACACGCUGGCCGUGUUCUACACGCACGCAGUUGCCGGAAUCCUCGGCGGCCUCCUGACCGGCCUAUUUGCCCACCCGACUCUUUGCAGUAUGCUUCUUCCAGUCACAAACACGAGAGGCGCCUUUUAUGGGGGCGGUAUCCUAUUCGUGAAGCAGCUUGUGGCGGCACUUUUCAUCAUCGGUUGGAACUUUGUGUCAACAACCGUGAUUCUGCUUGUAAUCCGGCUACUUCUGCCGCUGAGAAUGCCAGAGGAGCAGCUGAUGAUCGGGGACGAUGCAGUACACGGGGAGGAGGCGUAUGCAUUGUGGGGAGAUGGUGAAAAGUACGACUCGGCUAAGCACGGCUGGCAUAACCCGGCUGAGGAGAUUGCUCGACCGGCUGGGAUUUUCAAUGGGGCUCGUGGGGUGACUAUAGAUUUGUGA